Messenger RNA from Symbiodinium pilosum, 234 nucleotides. The record is from the annotation of a GenBank genome assembly. NCBI's taxonomy places the organism in Eukaryota, Dinophyceae, Suessiales, Symbiodiniaceae.
AUGAGAUCAACGCUUGACAGCAAGCAGACUCUGCAAUACUCAGCUCUCAUAUCACAACUUGCUGCGAAGGCACGCAGCGUGGUCCGAGAGUUGGAUCCUCAGAACGACCUGACGUUUCUCAGGAUUCGGUCCAAGAAGCAUGAGAUCAUGGUUGCGCCGGAUCGAGUCGCCAACUUACGAUCCUUCUUGAGGGACUGCUCUCUGGCUUGUGGAACUGUAGCAGACCAAAUUUGA